UCUUUUGUAACAAUUUCAGUCAUUUGAGAUGGUUGUUGCCUUUGCCAAGAAUCCGACUCAACUCCUGUUGAAGUCAAUGGGACCCUUUCCAUUGGCUUUACUGGGACUUGGAUCAAAACCCUAACCUGUCUUCCAUACAGCCAAUGUUCUGAUUUUAGAGCAAAGGCCAUUUUCUCUGGUCCCUAGCAAAUCAGAUCUCUUUUAUCCCUUUGGAAUUCUGUUCCCUUUUUAAUUUUGUGUUUUAAUAUCUUGGUAAGAUCUUUUUGUGGAGUGAUUGUAUGGCAGCCUUUUAGAGAGAGGUUUGAAUUAGGUCCACAUCCAGAAAUGAUUUAUUCUGAUCAUAGUCUCCUUGGCUGGGGUUUUGAAAGAGUCUCAGGAUGGUUCGGCACCCAUUAAAUUUCAAUGGGAGUUGAGCUCUUAAGUCCACUAGGCUCCUUUGAAAUCCUCUGGAAGCCAAGACUCUUAGGGUCUGAUCCAAAGCCAAUGGGAAGAUUCCAGCUGAGUUGGAUCAGACCCUUCAAACUAGAUUCUCAGUCUGUCUCUCUAGACCACUGACGUCAAUAGAGCUUUGCUGAUUUACACCAUUUGGGGAUCUGGCCCUAGUUCCUUAUGAUGGCUGGGCAAUAAAACUCUCCCCUGUUUAUUUUAUAUUGAAAAAAAUGCUAAAGAAAAGGGCCGGGCGUGUAGGUUCUUGUGAACCAUUGUCCAAUAGAUAUGUCAUUGUGAUAACAUCUUCGAAUACUGGGGGCAAGGUACCAUGGUCACCGUCACAUCAGAGAACCCCACACCCCCCUCCGUCUUCCCCCUGGUUCCCUGCUGCCCCAAGACUGGCAAUGCUCCCCCGGACACAAGCUUGGCCUGCCUCGUAACUGGCUAUUUCCCAGCACCAGUGGAGAUCAAGUGGAAUUUGGGCAAAGUGACCCAGGGGAUCACAACUUUCCCCGAGGUGAUGAUGAGCAAAGGGCUCUUCACCCAGAGCAGCCUCCUGAUCAACCCUGCCAGGUCCCGGCAGGGCGACACCUACCAGUGCGAUGUGACACAUAAAGGGACAGCAAAGACCCUGUCAAAGAAGUUCCCUCAGGAGGGGUGUGGUUCGACAACGCCACCCCAGGUUCACCUCCUGGUCCCCACCUGCGAGGAGAGCUCCACAGAGAGCCAGCUGGAGCUGCUUUGCCUCCUCCUGAGCUUCAAACCCAACAACGCCAACGUGAAAUGGCUGGUGAAUGGAAAGGAGAGCAGCCCCCCCACCCCGGCCUUUUCCCCUGCCAUGGGCACAGACGGCUUCUACAUGGGGCAGAGCCGCAUGAAUGUCACCAAGCAGAGCUGGGAGAAGGGGGACAUCUACACCUGUCAAGUGACCCACCCAGCAGUGGGAGCAGAGCUCUCCAUGCACAACACCAGCAAGUGCUUGGCCUGCCUCAGAAGCUCACUUGACCCAACCAUCUACUUAACCAAACCCUCCUAUGAAGACGUCAUCAAAAAUUCUGGUCAUGUUACCUGUCUAGUUCUGGGCUAUGACUUAGCAGCCAGCAGAAUGGCAUGGAAAGUGGAUGGGCAGGUCAGCUCUGCGGCGAAGACAGAACCCCCCAAGAAGAACAGCAACGGGACCACCAGCCUGGUCAGUUCUCACCCUGUGUCUCUGGCACAGUGGGGACAAGGCACCAAAUUUACCUGCAAAGUGACCACACCCUGUUCUGGAGAACUAACCCAGGACAUAACCAUGAGCAAUACAGGCAUCAGUAAGAAGGAGCCCUCAGUCACCAUCUCCCGAGCCUACCAGGAAGACAUCUCCGGGAAUAGAGUCUCCUUGACUCUCAUCUGCGAAGCUAGCGGCUUUUACCCAGAAGAGAUCAGCAUCUCAUGGUUGAAGAACAACUCCCUGGAACUCAAGUUGAGUUACAACAAUGGGCCUGUGUCAGGAAGUGGCACUUUCUCUGCCUACAGCAUCCUGAAGGUUGACAAAAGUGGAGGAGCAGUAAAUUAUACCUGUGUGGUGCAUCACCCGGCCAUGGAAGAGCCCAAGAGAGUUGUGGAAAAGGUGUCCCUCGAUUUCCUGGAGCCAUCUCCCCCAACAGUCACAGUCUUCCACACACCAGACAUAGGUGGGCAUGAGAAUCUGACCUGCUUUGCCACCGGCUUCUACCCAAAGGACCUAGACAUGCGAUGGACUGUCAACAAGCAGCACCUCAGCUGCAGCUCUCCCUCCUCUCCAACGGCCCUGGGCGAUGGGAGGUUCCAGCAGAGCUGCCAGCUGGAGCUCAGGGCGGCCGAGUGGAGCACGCUGAAGACCUACACCUGCAUUGUGACCCAUAGCUCCACUAAGACGACGCUGGAGAAGGUGCUGCACUCUACUGGCUGCCGGGAACCAGCAUUGCUGUCCAGCUACAUCCAGCCCCCAUCUUUGAAAGAGCUUUUCAUGAACAAGUCAGCUUCUGUGAUGUGCAAGACCUCCCUGGCCAAUGCUAGCAUCAACUGGACAAUGGAUGGUGAGAUGGCGGACCUGGGAGCCGUGAGGAUGGAGCAACACAACGGCAGCACCUGGCUGCAAAGUUGGCUGCAGGUCAACCUGAGUGAAUGGAACUCCACCGAGACCAUCACAUGCCAGAUCAAGAGUGACCUGGCAGAGAAUGUGCUGGGCAUCAGCCCAAAGAAUGGUUCCUUGAAGGCUCCAACCAUCUACCUUCUGUCCCCAUCCUCAGAGGAAAUCUGCAGCAACCAAAACCUCACUCUUCACUGCAUCGUCAAAGACUUCUACCCCGGUGAGAUCUCCGUCUGGUGGCAGGAGAAGACAGCCCAGACUGAGGUUGACAUCGCGGCUGAUGAUGAGAACCACAACUGUGACCAUAACAGCCAGCAGUGCUCAGUGAUCAGCAAGCUUGAGGUGUCCAGGAGCAGAUGGAUUCUGGGGACUUCUUACAGCUGUCUAGUCGCCCACCUCUCCUCUGAAGGGAUUAUAGCAAGAAGUGCCAAUGUUCAUACUGAGUCCUGGCACUGCUCCGUCCUGGGCAUCAACCCCUGCAGCAUCCUAGACAACAGCAUGGAUGACUACAGUGAGCUGGAUGAUGCCCAAUGCGUGUGGACCACGGUCUCCACCUUCAUCGCCCUCUUCCUCAUCACGCUCUUCUACAGCGGAUUUGUCACCUUCAUCAAGGAGCGUGACGCCGGCGCUGUACAACAGGCUGAGCAGGAAGAGAGCAAUGAAGGCAACAGGUGUCCAGAGACCGUCAGAUUCCUCCUCUUCUCCUUCAGCAUCGAUGCCUUGGUCCUCCACCGGGCAGUGAGGAGCUGGGGAGGAGAUAAACGGGCCGCCUGCGACCGACCCGAGGACUGGCCAGACCAGCCGAGGCCUGAUGCUGACCAGGCCUCGGGGAAGCUGUUAAGCCUGCCUGUGGCAAGCUACCUGGAGGAGCUGCCAAGCCUGCCGCUCGCCGGGUACUCCGAGGAGCUGCCAAGCCUGCCGCCUGCCAUUAGUGCCACGGCCCCGUCUGUCUUCCCCCUGACCUCCUGCACCGGCGAAGUCACCACCUCCCCGGUCACCUUUGGCUGCCUGGCCAAAGGCUACUUCCCCGAGCCGGUCACCGUGACAUGGAGCCCCAACGUCGGCUCCUCGGGCGUGAGGACCUAUCCCUCCAUGCUGCAACCUUCCAGCGGCCUCUACUCGCUCAGCAGCCAGGUCACCGUCCCGGCCAGCAGCUGGACGUCUAACACCUAUAGCUGCACCGUAAAGCACCAGCCCACCAGCCGCAGCAUCUCCAAGGAAAUCCCAAAGCCCACCCCCAUUGAACCCCAUGCCCCCGAGGUGCACGUCCUCCACUCCUCCUGCACCACCAAGCCAGGUGCCAUCCAGCUGCUCUGCUUCAUCUCCGGCUUCUACCCUGAGCCUUUGAAGGUGGAAUGGCUGGUGGACGGCGAGUCCGGGUUAAUUCAUGGGGACACCGCCCCUGCCAAGAAGGACGCCGACGGCCGCACCUUCAGCACCCGCAGCAAUGCCAGUGUCUCCCAGGACGUGUGGCUGGAGGGCAAGACGUACACCUGCCAGGUGUCCCACCCGGGCACCGGGAGCAAAAAGCAGGCCCGCGCCCGCAAGUGCCAAGAAGAAACAUCUUCCAGCAACAUCCAAGUCUUCCUGGUGCCCCCGUCUCCUGCUGCCCUGUACGUGGCCCAGAGCCCCAUGCUCACCUGCCUGGUGGUCAACCUGCCUAGCGACUCCGGCCUCCAGGUGGUCUGGUCCCGGGAGAAGCCAGGGUCCGUUAUCCCUGAUCCCCUGACCCUCACUGAUCAGUUCAACGACACCUUCACCGCCUCCAGCUCCAUGCCCAUCUUCACCCGCGACUGGGAGGCCGGAGAGACCUUCACCUGCAAAGUGGAGCACUCGGAGCUGAUCUCGCCCCUCAUCAAAUCGAUCUCCAAGAAGCCAGGCAAGCACUCUGCCCCGGGCGUCUACCUCCUGCGCCCCCACAAUGACGAGCUGAUCAGCAAAGGAGACUCCGUCAGCCUCACCUGCCUGGUGCGGGGCUUCUUCCCCGAGGACAUCUCGGUGCAGUGGAUGAAGAACCAUGAAGGUGAAAAGGAGACCGACUACAUCACCACCCCGCCCAUGAAGGAUGGAGACGGCGACUCGAACUUCUUCCUCUACAGCAAGCUGAAAGUCAGCAAAGCCAGCUGGAACAGAGGGGACACCUACACCUGCAUGGUCAUCCACGAAGCCCUCUCAUUGAAGUUUACCCAACGCAGCGUCAGCAAAGUCUCUGAGGUGAUCAUGUCAGGUGAGUUUUGCAGCGAGGACGAGGAUGAGGAGCUGGGCGGCCUCUGGUCCAGCAUCUCGGUUUUCAUCACCCUUUUCCUCUUGAGCGUGUGCUACAGCGCCACCGUGACCCUGUUCAAGGUGAAGUGGUUUUUCUCCACCAUGGUGCAGCUGAAGAAGGCGAGUGGCCCCGAGUACAAGAACGUGAUCCAGCGCGUGGUGUAGAAGCUGCUGCCCCCAUCUGCCCAGAGACAAGGGUCCAGGACUCCUGGCUCCAUUGGCGACACCGCCCUGAGUCCCACAGCUGCCCCCCACCAGUGCUGUGCCCCUGGGAGACACCCCUGGGGGGAGCAAGGAGCUCACCCCACGUGGCCUAAUCAGCCCUCAGCCACUGAGGAUGCUGCCCUGCUCGGAGCUUGGCUGAGACCGGACAACUCGUAUCAUGCAGGGAACCAGCGCCCCUAGCGAGGCAACAACCCCUCGCCCACUUCCCACCCUCCUGAGCCCAACAGUCCCUGCUCUGGGGCUGGAUCAG
This is a messenger RNA of Mauremys reevesii (Reeves's turtle), 5279 nucleotides long. RefSeq lists its product as uncharacterized. Bases 758 to 4969 code for a protein of 1403 amino acids. The transcript is spliced from 17 exons. NCBI's taxonomy places the organism in Eukaryota, Metazoa, Chordata, Testudines, Geoemydidae. The record is from RefSeq and is a predicted model, not a curated record.